ACGGUAAUCCAAAUACGACAUACGAUCGCUUCCCCGUCAAUCCGGAAGUAAAUAGAAGCGAGAUGGUUGGCAAGGACAGCGCGUAGCAGAUGUGAUUAAUUUUGCAUCGUUUAACUAACUACCAUGCUAUCCUCUCCAUACUAUGAUAGCCAUUUUUGCCAAGCUAAGUAUUUGUAGAUAGUAAGUGGUAGUUGUAGUACUGUUGUCCUACAGUAACUAUAGUGUUUCCCAAAUAUUUUGAAUGUGAUGUGAACUGGUCUGGCUGUUCGCUAGCUACAAUGGCGAAUUAUGUUGCUUUCCAUACACGGUUAACUUCCAUCAUGAAUGUAUUAACUCAAGCGGCCAUCGCAGAAAUUUGCGCGCUUGUGGAUGAUGGCUAUGCGGUAUUACACGUGGAACUCUCUCGGAGUAAAAAAGAGAAUGAGGGACUGAAGAGGAAACUGCAGAUGAUGGAGCUGAGGAUUGCGCGAGUGUCUGUGGAGUCAACAGGACGCUCUGGUGGUGCCGCUCAGGUUUGCAAUGAAAGAACGUUAAGGGAGGAGGGUCACUUUCCAGCCACAGACUCUUCUGUUGGUGGUCAGCUGGACAGGGGCCUUUGGAAAGACGGAGAGCCCUCAGCAGUCAAUGAGGAUGCUCUUGUUCAGUCAGACUUGAAAGACAAGCCUAAAGACAUAGAGGAGGCCGACCCUGAAACACUUAUGAUCAAAAAGGAGGGACUUGAGGAGGACUUGGAGAACAGUGAUCUACAGGGAGGACUUAAGAGCAGACAGGAGAGACCUGCUGAGUCGAAAGCUGAAGAUGGGGAAAAGACUCCCGUUGUGGACACAAAGAUUGCACCUGCUGUAGACACAGAUGAGCUCAAUGAACAGCGCAGGACUGGACACAGUGUUUGGGAAGACAGUGGACUGGACACCGUCCUUAAGGUAGAGCCAGAGGACGAGACUGAAAAUGUCCUGGACACAGGAUCAGAACACAGUACAGGAAGGCUGAACAGCCUGGGCAAUGAGUAUGCUUUGUAUGAGAGAAACGGCCAGCUGGACACAUUCUUUACACAGGGAAACAGUGAAACAGAGACUGAGGGUCCAGCGUGCUCUUACACUACCAAAACCGACUCGGACAGCCUGUCCAUUCACUCAGAGCUACAGCUUGGUCCUACUACAGCAAAAGUUACUGAUAAGAAUCUGUUAUGUAUAGGCUCUCUUGAUGGGAAACAAGGUGUUUUACUUAUGGACUCUGUACCUUUUGAAGGAGAGGUGGAUAUGCGUUCUACAUGGAGCAAAGAAGCCCUGUCAGGAUCAAUUUAUACACAAUACACACAAAACAGAAAGGACUGGGAGACUCUAAAGUUGCAUCCAGAAAAGGUUUCCAACAUUUAUCCUGCACAUACCCAAAUUGUUCCAAGGGAAAGUUCAGUGGCUUUAAAAUCCAAGGUGCCAGCUAUGAAUAGAUAUGCAUCUAUUGAUAAAAGUUUUACUACAUCAGUAUGCAUGAAGACCCACAGACCAGGUACAAGAAAGAAACGGUUUAUUUGUACCUUCUGCGGAAAGGGCUUUCCGUCCCUGCACAAUCUUGAAACACAUGUGAGAGUUCACACAGGAGAGAGACCAUUUAGCUGUGCACAAUGUGGAAAGAGGUUCACUCAGUCAGGUCAUUUAAAGGCACACCAGAGUGUUCAUACAGGAGAAAGGCCAUUUAUGUGCACACAUUGUGGGAAAAGAUUUACUGGGAAACAUAACCUUAAAGUACACCAACAGAGAACUCAUUCAGCUGAAUCUAAUGUUGGAUGAGCCUCAAAAUCAGGGAUUAAAAGGUACACUUUGAGUAUCAUUUAAUGCUCAGAAAAUGGGAAGUGGCUGUUGUUUCUUUGCCUUUUGGCUAUGACUCUGGCUGGGUUGCUUUAGGUUACAUUUGAUUAGUCUAACUGGAGAGCUGAGAGGUGUGUGUGUGUGUGUGUGUGUGUGUGUGUGUGUG
Megalops cyprinoides (Indo-Pacific tarpon) is the source of this 1971-nucleotide messenger RNA. Its product is annotated as oocyte zinc finger protein XlCOF29-like. Gene Ontology annotation, biological process: regulation of transcription by RNA polymerase II. The transcript has 4 exons. NCBI's taxonomy places the organism in Eukaryota, Metazoa, Chordata, Actinopteri, Elopiformes, Megalopidae. Gene Ontology annotation, cellular component: nucleus. Gene Ontology annotation, molecular function: DNA-binding transcription factor activity, RNA polymerase II-specific; RNA polymerase II cis-regulatory region sequence-specific DNA binding. Bases 279 to 1787 code for a protein of 502 amino acids. The record is from RefSeq and is a predicted model, not a curated record.